Patella vulgata (common limpet) is the source of this 981-nucleotide messenger RNA. Its product is annotated as FMRFamide receptor-like. The coding region runs from base 1 to 981 and encodes 326 amino acids. Gene Ontology annotation, molecular function: G protein-coupled receptor activity. The record is from RefSeq and is a predicted model, not a curated record. Gene Ontology annotation, biological process: G protein-coupled receptor signaling pathway. Gene Ontology annotation, cellular component: membrane. NCBI's taxonomy places the organism in Eukaryota, Metazoa, Mollusca, Gastropoda, Patellidae. The transcript has a single exon.
AUGUCAUUUUCGGAUAUACCAGAAUCCUUAGAAACCACUCGAUACGUUGUGCAAAAAAUCUUAGUACCGUUUAUAACAGCCAUCGGUUUAUUAGGGAAUUCUCUUAACAUAUUAGUGUUACGUCAUCCAUUCAUGAAAGGAGUUUCCACAAACUUUUAUCUGUUUAUUAUGUGCUUAGUGGACAUGACGUAUUUGAUACUUACUUUAUGUUUGUCUUUUAAACAUUGUAGUGACAUCGACCAACAUGUAUCUGCGUUCUAUUUCAUAGUGUAUGCUCGCCCUUUAACGGAUUUAGCCGGAAAUGUUGCUGUGUGGAUUACCGUUGUUUUUACAAUUGAAAGAUAUAUCGGCGUUAAAUACCCGCUUAAAGGUAGAAUAUGGUGUACUGUGAAAAAAGCUAAAAUUAUUUCACUUCUAACUUUUAUCUUCUGCUUGGGGAAUACCCUUCCCGAAUUCUUCGAAAUGGAAAUCAUUAAGAGUCAAAAUGGAGACCAUAGGUGUCAAUAUACAACUUUUAAUCAGCAUUCUAGUUAUCAGAUUGGGUAUUACUGGUGGUUCGUUACUAUAUUUACGUUUAUUCCCUGUUGUGUUUUAUUUGUUUGUAAUUCCUUGUUAAUCAAGAUUUUAUUGGAAGCUAAAAGGGAACAACUAACAUUGGUUCCAUCAGACCGUGCCAGAAAAAAACGUAAACUCGAACAACAUAAAGUGACGUUAAUGUUAGUAACCAUAGUGAUAAUAUUUUUGUUGUGUCAGUUACCAUGGACGACAUUAUUAUUAUAUCGGACGUAUUUAUCCGCACAUGACUUACCGGAACCAAUCAACGACAUUCGAAUAGCCGGAAAUAUUUGUAAUCUUUUGGUCCAACUUAACGCAUCUGUUAAUUUCUAUCUUUACUCCUUCUUCAGCCGAAAGUUUCGUAAAACAAUUUGCAGAAUAUUCUGUGCACAUCAGUUAAAUCCAGAGUUCUCUGCCUUGAGCUAA